Pygocentrus nattereri (red-bellied piranha) is the source of this 802-nucleotide messenger RNA. Its product is annotated as monocyte chemotactic protein 1B-like. Lineage: Eukaryota; Metazoa; Chordata; Actinopteri; Characiformes; Serrasalmidae. The coding region runs from base 338 to 607 and encodes 89 amino acids. The transcript is spliced from 3 exons. Gene Ontology annotation, cellular component: extracellular region. The record is from RefSeq and is a predicted model, not a curated record. Gene Ontology annotation, biological process: lymphocyte chemotaxis; positive regulation of GTPase activity; cellular response to tumor necrosis factor. Gene Ontology annotation, molecular function: CCR chemokine receptor binding; chemokine activity.
CUGCCAAUCUGUCUGCCUCUCUAUCUCGAUUUGGGAAACCCCACUUGUUUUAGAAAUAAAGUAUAGUGUCAGUGUCAGGGCAGACUCUCUGCAAAGUCUGAAAAUAGUUAAGGAAGUUCUCCCACACAGAGGUGAUGUAAGGCGAGAGAGAUGAGAAAGACAUGACAGCAGAGCUACUGAAAAACGUGCCAAACUUGAGAGAUGUAGGGGAUUUCUGCCAUGAGGUGAUUCUGGUCCCACUCUGUAUAAAUAAGGAGGUGCUAGUCACUCACCCAGCACUGGAGUCCUCUCUCCUCUCCUCAGCUCCGUCUCUCUGGGUGAAACCUCUCCUGCUAGAAUGAGGACUCUGUCUGCUCUGCUGAUGGUGCUGCUGCUCUGCUCUGUCCAGCAGGUCUACAGUGGUAAUCAAGGCGCCAACACCCCAGCAGAGUGCUGUUAUGGGUUUGUGAGAGUAGAGAUCCCCCUAAAGCGCAUCGCAUCCUACAGAUGGACCAGCAGCAACUGCCCUCAAAAAGCUAUUAUCUUCCGCACGGUCAUUGGAAAGCAGUGGUGUGCGAAUCCUGAAGCCUCCUGGGUUAAAGAACACAUGAAGAAGCUACAAUCCUGAAGCUGACCAAACUGACCACAGGAAGACGAACGUCCAUAUACAUGUACCAUGUACAUAUCUACAUAUCACUGUGUGAAAACAGUGUAAUAUAUUUGAAAAUGAUCUAUUAUAAUAUAUAAUAUCUAAUCUAAUAUAUUUGAAAUAUUGUAUCAUGUAUAUUUCUCUUCUUUCAUUAAACAUUCUUUUCCCGUCAAA